ACCUUUCUUCUUCAUAAUUUUCAUCCUACGAUGUCUGUUUCCUCUCUCUCUCUUUCUGUUUUGUAUAUAUUGUCUUUUUUCUUUCUGCACAACUGUCAAUAAAGUUUUGAAACGGAUAUCCGUUCCUCUCUAUUUAAGGUUCUCCACAGUAGUUAACGAAGCUCUUGUUUUUCUAUUUGGUCGGCCAAAGUAAGGCACCCUGUGUUCUUUGUUUUCUACGCACAGGCUUAUCAUUUGCUUUUGGUUGGACUUUGCUGAAUGGAGAGUGCAAGAAUCAGCCAAUGGUUAAAUCUUCUUGUUUGUGUACUGCUAUUGCUCAAGGCAGAAGGAUCUUUAGUUCCAUUGAUUUUGGUCGAGAAUGCAGAAUCAAAAGGAGCUGUUUGUUUGGAUGGAAGUCCCCCAGCUUACCACUUUGAUAAGGGAUUUGGGGAAGGUAUUAAUAGCUGGAUUGUUCACAUUGAGGGAGGAGGAUGGUGCAACAAUAUCGAGAGUUGCCUUGACCGUAAGGACACUCGCUUAGGUUCAUCUAAGCAAAUGGAGGAUAUUUACUUUUCUGGAAUUUUAAGCAAUGAGCAACAGUUUAAUCCAGAUUUCUACAAUUGGAAUAGAGUCAAGGUUAGGUACUGUGAUGGUUCAUCGUUUACUGGUGAUGUGGAAGAAGUUGAUCCAACAACCAAUUUGCACUUCAGAGGAGCAAGGAUUUUUUCAGCUGUAAUAGAAGAAUUACUAGCAAAAGGAUUGGAAAGGGCUGAAAAUGCUAUUCUCUCUGGCUGUUCAGCUGGAGGAUUGACAACUAUAUUACACUGUGAUAGCUUUAAAACUUUUUUGCCCUCUAGAGCUAAUGUGAAAUGUGUUCCAGAUGCUGGUUAUUUUGUCAAUGUAGAGGAUAUCUCGGGAGCACAUUUCAUUCAACAGUACUACAGUGAAGUUGUUUCAACACAUGGUUCUGCAAAGAAUUUGCCCACAUCCUGCACUUCAAAACUCAGCCCAACACUAUGCUUUUUUCCACAAUAUGUGGCAUCACAUAUCAGUACCCCAAUCUUCGUUGUUAAUUCAGCCUAUGACUCGUGGCAGAUUCGAUACAUCUUUGUACCUGGCUCUGCUGAUCCCAGUGAUAGUUGGAAUAGCUGCAAGGUUAAUAUGAGCAACUGCUCGCCUGAUCAACUAAGUAAAUUGCAAGGCUUCAAGAGUGAAUUCGAAAGGGCAUUGAGUGAGGUAGGAGAUUCUCCAUCUAAAGGAAUGUUUAUUGACUCUUGCUAUGCCCACUGCCAAACAGAACCACAGGAGACAUGGUUUAAGACUGACUCUCCAAAGCUUGCCAAUACAACUAUUGCCAAGGCAGUGGCAGACUGGUUUUAUGGUCGAAGUUCUUUCCGCCAUGUGGAUUGCAAUUAUCCUUGCAACCCUUCUUGCCAGAACCGUGUUUUUGAUCUAAAAGACCUCCCUGGAAUAUAGAUUUGUUUGAUCAAAUAUAUAUCAUUCCUAUAAACCAGACUUAUCAGUUAACUGGUUAUUGUAUGAGAAAAUAAGGUUUACAGGUAACAAAGCUAGCAAAAUAAGAGAAGGUUAUCAUUACACUGAGCUUGUGCGCUGUGAGCCCUCAAUCAA
Molecule: messenger RNA, 1608 nt
Organism: Glycine soja
Lineage: Eukaryota; Viridiplantae; Streptophyta; Magnoliopsida; Fabales; Fabaceae
Product: pectin acetylesterase 8-like
Exons: 12
Coding region: 259-1455 (398 amino acids)
Biological process (GO): cell wall organization
Cellular component (GO): plant-type cell wall
Molecular function (GO): pectin acetylesterase activity
Source: RefSeq, a predicted model, not a curated record